GUGUUUGAUUGGUAUGAUAUAACUACACGAGGACCCGGUAUAAACUUCAUGACCCGGAAAGAUUUAUGAUAGCUACAUGUCAUUUUCAUAUACGCCUAACCAGGCUGAAGGCUAUGAUUGAAGUUAUGUUGCCGAUCCAGAUUGUGUUCUACACAUCGGUUGUCUAAAACACCCCUCCCCUUCCUCCCCUCACUUCAUUUGCUUUCCAACAACUGACGGCAGUCAAGAGGCCACUGAACCCAAAUUGCAGAAGCCCUAAUUAAGAGGAAUGGGGGUGAAUGUUCCGAGAAUCAAGCUGGGGUCGCAGGGGCUCGAGGUCUCCAAACAAGGCCUCGACUGCAUGGGCAUGUCAGCCAGCUAUGGCCAGCGGAAGCCCGAAGAUGAGAUGAUCCAAUUUAUACACCACGCCAUCAACUCCGGCGUCACGUUUCUCGACACCUCCGACGCCUACGGUCCCCACACCAACGAAAUUCUUAUUGGAAAGGCUUUAAAAAGGGGUUGAGGGAGAAAGUGCAAAUUGCUUCAAACUGGUUCCUUUUCUGCUUCGUAUUGUGCCAUAGGUUUCAUCAUUUAAAUUUAGUUAUUUUGUGGUUUGUAACUUGAAAACUCAUCUCCAAUUCGAUGAUGUAUGGAAAUUUUAUUUUACAAAAAGUGGAUAGCAAAAUUAUGUAUUUCAAACUCAUCUCUAAUUUGAUGAUGAAUGGAAUUUACAUGCUAUGUUUAUGAGGGCAUAUUUGUCAAUCAGUGUUACUAUCAUGGUUUUGUAGUAGCCCAACCAAAGACCAAAUAAGUUAUAUGAUUAUCACUAUCAGCCCAAACAAACGUCCGAUUGAGAUAUAAUACUAUCAACACUAUCAUGUGAAACCCUAUACAACUACCCUAUCAUACACAAUACUCUCAUACCAAUCAAACGAACCCUAGGUACAGAAACACAUUUAGGUUCAUUCACUUUAUAAGACAGCAAAUCCUAGGAUAUGAAGAGUGGAUGGAUUGGUUUCAAGCACACACCUAUGUGAAUAUUUGUAUGCAACUAUGCAAGUAGAUUUGCAAGAGAAGCAUUCGCACACACUGUAAAAUUUGCCAUCUCUCCAACAAGAAAAUUUGAGAAAUGAAGAUAGCAAUCACAAGAAAAGGGGUGGAAAAGCAAACUGCAACAACCAAUAUUGAUACUACAAGUAAACAUAGAUGUUGCUUGUCUCUAGUAAAAACUAACUAGUUCAACAAAGUUACAAAACUGAAUCGAACAUAACACUUUCACAACCAUGUCUUAAUGGAUAUUAAGUGCAAAGUUUUCAACUUUUCCUAACACUACACACACUCACCACUAGGCACUAGUCAGAUUAUUUUUCCUAACCGGAAAACUGCCUUUGCUUUACUCAACAAUCAACAAGUGCAUAUUCUUGAAUCAUGAUCCUAAUUUGUUACACUCAACAAGAGCAUUUCCUCGAACCUUGAUCAUGAUUCUAAUCUUUCAUACUCAACAAGUACAUGAUCAUGAUCCUAAUUGAGCAAGUGAAUUUUAUGUAUUGGAUAUCAAAAGUUUAGGCAUUAACUCAUAGCACUGUAAAUAGAGUAACACAUAGUAUUACCACAUUUGCUAU
Molecule: messenger RNA, 1601 nt
Organism: Salvia splendens (bonfire salvia)
Lineage: Eukaryota; Viridiplantae; Streptophyta; Magnoliopsida; Lamiales; Lamiaceae
Product: auxin-induced protein PCNT115-like
Exons: 2
Coding region: 269-502 (77 amino acids)
Cellular component (GO): cytoplasm
Source: RefSeq, a predicted model, not a curated record